Messenger RNA from Pristis pectinata (smalltooth sawfish), 3869 nucleotides. Its product is annotated as cytochrome P450 2J6-like. Gene Ontology annotation, cellular component: intracellular membrane-bounded organelle; cytoplasm. The transcript has 9 exons. The coding region runs from base 220 to 1740 and encodes 506 amino acids. Lineage: Eukaryota; Metazoa; Chordata; Chondrichthyes; Rhinopristiformes; Pristidae. The record is from RefSeq and is a predicted model, not a curated record. Gene Ontology annotation, biological process: xenobiotic metabolic process; arachidonate metabolic process. Gene Ontology annotation, molecular function: heme binding; iron ion binding; oxidoreductase activity, acting on paired donors, with incorporation or reduction of molecular oxygen, reduced flavin or flavoprotein as one donor, and incorporation of one atom of oxygen.
CCCCCCGCCCCCGACCUUCCUGGCGACUUUAAAAAGUUUGCAUAAACUGGGCUGCGAAACCGCCCACGAAGGAGUGAUUGCAAUUUGACCAAUUUUUCGUUACCGAAGUUCACCCGGGAGAGGUUGAGGUGGGCGGGCCGUGUCUGAAGUCCGUGUGUCGGCUCAGUGCGGGGGUCUCCUCACCGACCGUUUGUUCACUGCUCCACCGCUCUGGAGAACAUGGUGUUCGCGGCUCUCUCGCACCUCCUGCCCAAGCUCUGUGACAGCUUCACGGUGCUGGCCGUGUUCUGCGCCGUCUUUUGCCUGGUCUUCGACUUCAUGAAGAGGCGGAAGACGUGUGAGAACUACCCUCCCGGGCCCCGGGGGUUCCCUUUCGUCGGCAACAUUCUGCAAGUGGACCUGAGCAACCCUCACGUGUCAUUCUCAAAGCUGUGGAAGAAGUACGGUGAUGUGGUGAGUUUAGAGUUUGGAUGGACAAACGUGGUGGUGUUGAGCGGCUACAAGACCCUGAAAGAGGCGCUGGUGAAGAAAUCAGAAGACUUUGCGGACCGGCCAGAAUUUCUGAUAUAUGAGAAGCUCUCUGAGAGGAUCGGGGAAGGUAUUAUCUUUGCAAGGUAUGGGAACUGGUGGAGAGAACAGAGAAGAUUCUCGCUUUCCAUGCUGAGAAACUUUGGGGUUGGGAAGAAGUCACUGGAGUUGCGAAUUGCAGAGGAAGCAGAAUUUUUGAGUAAAGCAUUUGAAGAGGAAAAAGGUCUUGCAUUUGAUCCACAUUUCAAGAUAAAUAAUGCAGUCUCAAAUAUCAUCUGCACAAUUGUCUUUGGACAUCGCUUUGAAUAUCAUGAUAAAAAAUUCCUCGAAUUUCUCCACAUCCUUGAAGAAAGUUUAGUCUUGGAGGGAGGCUUUUGGGGUCAGUUGUUGAACACCUUCCCCUUUGUUUAUUGCCUCCCUGGCCCACACCAUAAAAUAUUUGAAAAUCAAGAGAAAAUGGUUCACUUUUUACAAGAAAUAGUCGCAGACCAUAAACAGUCGUGGGACGCAAAUGAGCCCAGGGACUUCAUUGAUGCUUUCUUAGUGGAGCAGGAGAAGAGAAAGGACAACUUAAAUACAAGUUUCCAGGAGCGGAACAUGAUCGGUACAGUCAUUGACCUUUUCGGUGCUGGUACAGAGACCACCUCCACCACCCUACGCUGGGCCUUGCUCUUCAUGAUGCUCCAUCCAGAUAUGCAGUCCCAGGUCCACGAGGAGAUUGACAGAGUCAUUGGGAAGGAUAGAAGGCCGACUUUGUUAGACCGGGAGGAAAUGCCUUUCACUAAUGCAGUUAUCCAUGAAACCCAACGCUUAGGGAAUAUUGUUCCGAAUUCACUGCCUCAUCAGACAUACAGAGAUACCCUGAUCAUGGGUUACACCAUUCCUAAGGGAACGAUGAUCAUCCCAAAUCUUUCCUCAUCCUUGUUUGAUGAAGACAUUUGGUCGACUCCACAUCAGUUCAAUCCGGGACACUUCCUCAACUCGGGUGGGAAGACUGUGAAGCCAGAAGCCUUCAUCCCAUUCUCUGCAGGUCAUCGUGUGUGUUUGGGGGAGCAGCUGGCGAAGACGGAGCUCUUCAUCUUCUUCACGUCCAUGCUCCAACGAUUCACGUUCCAUCUCCCGGAAAAUGAGCCAAGGCCAAGUUACAGGGAUGCUAGAUUCGGAAUCACCCUCUGUCCGCUCCCGUAUCGGAUCUGUGCUACAGUCAGAUAAAAAUGUGUACGGGACUGUUCUGAUGAGUUCCCCCCACCCCCCUCCCCUUUAGUUUUGUCCCUACCUCCAUGGCAUACUCUAUUUUGAAACUGUUCCAUUUACUCAUGGUUUAUAAAGAAAAAAUUAUAAAACGUAACUUCAAAAUGUCCCAAAACUGCUGAAGAAUAAUGUGAGGACUGUCAGUAAUUUUGCCCCCUCACCGUUAGCAAUGAGAUUAUAACCAGACAAUCUCUGGAAGGACAAGCGAACCACAGACAACAUCCUCUCCCCAGCACUGAAGCCCAUUCACCUGCCCAACCCUGGAUCCUGGAUUAGGACACUCUGUCCCAGUCCUGAUGCAGGGUUUUGACCCAAAACAGAUGCACAAGAGGCUGCAGAUGCUGGAAUCUGGAGUCACUUCCCCCCUUCCUCAGUCCACCAAUCACCUCGGACUCCUCUCUCACCACUCCCCAUCUCCUCUUUAUACUGGCCAACUCCCCUCUCAGUCCUGAUGCAGGGUUUUGACCCAAAACAUCAAUGAUUCCUCUACCCCCACAGAUGCUGCUUGACCUGCUGAGUUCCUCCAGCAGAUUGUUAGUUGUUCCCGACCCAAAGCAUUGACCAGCUCUCUGUCUGUCGGAAAAUAAUGCAUGUUCUUGAAGUCCAUGGAACAUGUUCUUUAUUGUACUUUUCCAAUUAUAAACAUUAUAAUCGCUCUUUCUUGUAUUUUUGUGAUUAACUCCUUCUGCUACCCAAUAGGAUUGGAGGUCCCCUCAUGCCGUCUAGACACAUCUGGCUCUCAUCUGAACUCCGCCCACUCUGCCCCCCCAGUGGCAGUGUGUAGCCUUAACCACAUUCAAGGGCCUGUCACAAGAGUCAUACAGCAUGGAAACAGGCCCUUCAGCCCAUCUGGUCCAUGCUGACCAAGAUGCCCAUCUAAACUAGUCCCAUUUGCCAGCGUUUGGCCCAUAUCCCUCUAAACCUUUCCUAUCUAUGUACCUGUCCAAGUGUCUUUUAAAUGUUGUUAAUGUACCUGCCUCAACCACCUUCUCUGACAGCUCAUUCCACAUAUGAACCACUCUCUGGGUGAAAAUGUUGCCCCUCAGAUUCCUACUAAAUCUCUCCUCUCUCACCUUGCACCUAUUCUAUCUAGUUCUUGAUUCCCCAACCUGGGAAAAAGACUGAGUGCACUCACCUUAUCUGUGCCCUUCAUGAUUUUAUACACCUCCAUAAGGUCACCCCUCAGUCUCCCACGUUCCAAGGAAUAAAGUCCUAGCCUACCCAACCCCUCCCUAUAACUCAGUCCCUUGAGUAAUGGCAAUAUCCACGUAAAUCUUUUCUGCACUCCUUCCAGCUUAAUGGCAUCUUUCCAUAGCAGGGCAACCAAAAUUGAACACAGUAUUCCUAAUGUGGUCUUGUACAGCUGCAACCUAACAUCCCAACGUCUAUACUCAGUGCCUUUCUCGACAUUAGGAGUGAGGGAACCAAAUAGAUCAGGGGGUGAGAUUUGGCACUGAGUCAGUCAAUAAACUGAGCUGAGGGAAGGUAUUAAAUGAGAAAGUUUUGCCUUUGUGACCCCUCUGUUUGUGGUCCAACAGCACUGCCGUUUGUGCGAGGACAUAAUUGCAACAUGACAAAUCUGUACUGGUAGCUUCCACUAUAAAUGUGGACAGAGGUGCAGCAGUUAGUGCUGCUGUCUCUCAGCUCCAGAGUUGCAGGUUCAACCCUGACCUUGGAUGCUGCCUGUGUGGAGUUUGCAUGUUCUCCGUGUGUUGGAUUAGGGUCUAAAUUGCUAUUUAGAUUGUUAUUUUUCUUGUAGUUUAACUUUCUUUAUGCUUGCUUAUAUGUUUGUAUAAUCACCUGUUCGUAAAUUUUUAGUAGAUUUUUAAGUUUCUUUGUCUGUAGGCCUGAGAUGUCAUGGCAGUGUAAAUCAAGACUGUCCUUGUUGUUCACAGACUGCUCCUAUCAGAGAAGACUCCCUUAUCUAGCCAGCUUAAACUAGUUUGCAGUAUAAAGAGAGAACACGAUGUCUCCAAUCUUUUGUUACUUGCCUUACUUGCCUGCUUUUAGUUCAUUUUACUUGCUGUUGCAAGCUGACACUGCUUGACCUGUACUUCGAUGAACAUCUAAUAAAACGGCUGUAACCAUAA